Molecule: messenger RNA, 1729 nt
Organism: Rhagoletis zephyria (snowberry fruit fly)
Lineage: Eukaryota; Metazoa; Arthropoda; Insecta; Diptera; Tephritidae
Product: DNA polymerase delta subunit 3
Biological process (GO): DNA replication; DNA synthesis involved in UV-damage excision repair; nucleotide-excision repair, DNA gap filling
Cellular component (GO): nucleus; delta DNA polymerase complex
Molecular function (GO): DNA-directed DNA polymerase activity
Source: RefSeq, a predicted model, not a curated record
UGUUGUGAAAUUCAUUGUGAACGAGCGCUACAAGAAAAUUGGAUGUUUCCGCGGAUUUUUAACUUGUUUUCGCAGCUGAAUUUGACUCAUUUCAACUAUUACAAUUAAAAAAGAACAUGUGCGCUGCUAAACUAAUGGAAGCAUUAAACGACUGCGUAAUUAAUUUUGAUAGUCGUGUAUUAUUAACUGACUUAAUAAAUGAAUAUCAUUUGCCACUUGAAGAAGUGAGUCGUACACUUGAGGAAUAUUUGAAGCAGCAGGAGAAGGAUGGCGUCAAAUAUGAGAAGCGUUUUGUUAUACAUGGUACGGAAGCGGAUGAUUCAAGCAAAGAAGUGUUUAAAAUUGUGAAGGGGGAAGUUAAUUUGGAGCAGUGGCUAAAUAAGUUGAAAGGCGCCGAGUCUGCACUGUAUUCGGUUGAGGUUGAAGGUGGCGCAAAGGCACCAGCGGAGGAUCUAAAACCUGUAACAUGGUUCGCUGUUAAAUUAGAGGACUUACAACCUCGUAAGAAAGAAAAUAAGCAACACAAUGGCACAUUAGAAAAGUCGAAUGAUACUAAUGCUGCAGUAAAAGUAGAAAUUAAACCGGAGAUAAAGCCAGCUAAAGGCCUUACAGGCGUUUUUACCAAAACCAAGAGCAACGAUAAUUCUGAUGGCACCAGUGCUAAAGUAAAAAAGGAAGCUGGUUCCGGUAACUCAAAGGCUGCGGCAAUAGACAAGAAGGUCUCAACACAAAGUACCAAAACCAAAACUACAACUGAAGAAGAUGCUGCUAAGAAAACGCCACAAAAAUCCGCCGACCAGAAAAAGGUGUAUCCUAAAGACAAAAAAGCGGCUGCAGCAGCUGCCAAUGGCCAAAAAGGAAUUGGAAACUUCUUCGCGCCAAAGAGUAAAGACGCAGCUGACACUUCUAAUAAUCCCGCGUCUGAUGCCAGCCGCCAAAAAUCUCCAAAGAAAGUGAAUGACUUCUUCAAAAAGCAAGUCGAGAAGCCUGCUGGUACUAAAGAGAAGUUGAAGCAAAAAGAGAAAAAAGCCAAUAGUUCCAUGCAACUAUUCUCAGAAGACGAGGAGGAAAAAGAGAAAAUCGAGGAAAAAUUGGGAAAUAAAAAGAAGGUAGUUGAAGUGCAAGUUGAAUCUUCUGACGAGGAAGAAGAACUGAAUAAGCUGAGGCGCAAAGUAGAAGAUGCCGACAAGAAAGAAGCUGCGACUAGCAGCCGCAAACGUCUGCGCAUCGAGGACUCGGAUGAUGAGGAGGAAGAUGAAGAAGAGGAAGAGCCAAAGCAAAAGCAAGGAAAACUUGAGGAAUCCGCUGUAGCUGAGAUAGGAGACUCGCCUCCAAAAUCGGAAACAUAUUUGGAUGAAGACGGCUUUGUUAUAACUGUUAAGUCGAAGAAAUCGCACUCGAAAUCGAACGGACCAGCAACUACACUACAGAAAACGCCAACAAAAGCGGAUCCCAAAGGGAGUAAACCAAAGCAAACUCCUACGGCGGCUGCUAAGACGAAGCAGGGAAAUAUAAUGAAUUUCUUCAAGAAAAAGUAGUUUAAAAAAGUUUGAAUUAAAAUUGUUACCACAUAUGUAUGUAUUUUAAGAAUAUACAUUUAUAUAAACAUUUUAUACAUUUUAAUAAACGAUCGCUUAAACUCAUGAUACAAAUAUUAUUUCCUAUGCCGUUGAUUAGCUGAGUGUUUAUGUGGAAAUUGCGGGAAACGCCCAAAACAGAAUUGGUAUUU